AUGGCAUGCAAAUGCUGUGUGUUUGGACUAAGACCAUUCAUCCCAUUUUUGACGAUAAAAACCCCAGUAUACAUGCAAGAAGAGAAGCAAGAAGAGAAGCAUCCAAUAGCUUUAAAACAUUUAGAGAUUAAAGCGAUAGUAAGAAAUUCUUUGUGCAACAUCGAGCUAUUCCAAAUUUAUAAGAACGUUGAAAAUGACCCUAUUGAGUGUGAAUAUGUAUUCCCUGUAGAAAACGACACCGUCGUUACAGGCAUGAGAAUCCAUCUCUCAGACGGAACUAUUUUAGAAGCUGCAAUCGAAGAGGAAACCAAAGCUACCGAGAUGUAUCAAGAUGCAAUAUCUGAAGGAAACACUGCAGUUAUGGCAAAAUCAAACACUCCAGACAGAAUGGUUGUUAACGUUGGGAACGUAGCGCCAGGCGCUGAAAUCAGAAUUGAGUUUAAAUUUACUGCUCCUGUGGCUUCAGAGCUUGAUUUUUGGAGACUCUAUAUUCCUGCAAGCUUGACUCCUAAACCGCAAGCUCUUAAUAAUAUAGAUCAAGAAGAAGCCCAACAAGUGGCACAAUUUCCAAUUGUGAGAGCAAGAAAUUGCACAUAUCGUAUUGGGAUGAGUAUAGAUAUUUAUGCUGAUACACCUAUUUCAGAUUACUCCUCCAAGAAUUAUCCAUUCGACUGAACAUUGUCUGAUAAUGCUUUGCAUCUUAAUGGCAGAUUUAAAGACGGUUAUGAUUAUGUGCCUGAUAGUGGCAUUGAAAUAUUAUAUAAAACCGCAGAUUCUAAUGUCCCAUUAUGCACUAUACAAGAAAGAAAUGGAGAAUAUGCUGCUAUGCUGAGCUUCCUACCUAUGUAUACAAAUUGCCCGAGGAUGGCGCUGUUUUGCGCCAUCCUCUGGCAAUCUAAAAAAUGGCUCAACAGGGGAAUUGAACCCACAUGUGGAGCCAUUUUUGGUACGUGGAAGUCAAGAUUCUCCACAUGCCAAAAAAUGCUCCACACAUGGGUUCAAUUCCCGUGUGGAGCCAUUUUUUGAAUUUGCCUGAGGAUGGCGCAAAAUAGCGCCAUCCUCGGGCAAUUUGUAUAUCCCAGAUGUAAAUGAAGAAAUUGAAGAUUUGCAGAAUCAAAGCGGAGAAUUUAUAUUUUUAAUUGAUAGAAGUGGCUCAAUGAAAGGAGAAAGAAUCGCUCUCGCAAAGCAAGCCGCUAUUUUAUUCUUAAAAAGUCUUCCCCCUAGGUCUUGCUUUAAUAUAGUCAGCUUUGGAUCAAAAUUUGAAUUUUUAAAUCACGAGCCAAUUUAUUACAACUCAAAAAAUGUUGAAAAAGUGAUAGCUAAAAUUACAGCUUUCGACGCAAGUAUGGGAGGAACGAAUAUUUAUGAUCCUUUAUUCGAAAUAUUUAGCAAGGAGCCAAGAAAAGAUUUUCCAAGGUCUAUAUUUUUACUGACAGAUGGUGAAGUUAGUUCUGCAGAUGCAGUUGUUAAUUUGAUAAAUCAGUACUCAAAUAGUACUGUAUUGCAUUCUAUUGGCAUAGGGAGUGCAGUGUCUACUUACUUGAUCAAAGAAUCUGCUCGAGCUGGUGGAGGGAUUUAUUCAUUUGUAUCAACAUUAGAUGAAUUAUCUAAAAAGGUAAUAAACGCGCUUGAAAAAUGCUUAAUGCCUGUAUUAAAUGACUGAAAGUUAGAUUGGGAAGUUGGCACUGCUCCAAAUAUAAGAAACACUAAAAGAAUUUAUUACGGUGAUAGAUUUAGUUUAUACGCUCAUUUGGGUCAGAGUGUCCCUAAUUCAAUUCCAAAGCUUCAAUUCUAUGAUUCUAAAAUAAAAAGUGAGAGAGAAUUUACUAUCCCAGUUGAUAGUACUCACAUAACCCCUGGAGAUGAAAUUUUCAAACUAUGGGCUUAUAAUAGAAUUUCUGAAUUAGAUAAAAGUGAUCUGGAGAUAAAUGUAAAAAAUAGCCAAAUAGUGAGGCUUUCUAAAGAAUAUGGAAUUCCUUCAAAUCUUACAUCUUAUAUUUGCAUACAAAGAAACAAUGAAGCUGUUAUUGGAGAUAUGCAGCUGAGACGGGUUCCGGUGUUAAGGCCUAAAGAUAUGAUUGAACUUGCACCAAAAAAAUAUAUAACCAAAAAUGUGCCGAAAUAUAGAUGUGCACGACUAGAUACAGGAUUGAACAACGCUUUUUGUUCAGAAAAAUCAAAAGGAUCUAUUUCAUCAAAACCAACAUCAGCAUUAUUUGGCGCGCCUCAAGUUAAAUAUGAAACAAUGCUACAAAGUAAAUCAAAAACCCUGACUAAAGCGAAAGUUGCCAGCUUUAAUAAUUUUCAAGAAGAAGACAAGCAAGAAGAAGGCUGCUCAUCAGAUUUUAUAUCAGCUGACUCAGGGAUUUAUAUUUCAAUAAUAAAGCUUCAAUCAACUGAAGGGUUCUGGAGCUUUGAGAAACUGGCUCAGCUAUUAAACGCAAACAAUGAAAUUCCUCAAGAAUUCUCUCAGAUGCCAGAAAAAGAAAAGAUCUGGGGGACAUUGAUAGCUUUAGCCUACUUAAGAAAAAAUUGUGCAGAUAAGAAAGAUGAAUGGAAACUUGUAGAGAGAAAAUCAAUAAGGUGGCUUAAAUCAUUAGCAAUCCCUAUUGAAGAUUCAAUUGAAAAGGCGAUAGUAUUAUUAAAUUAA
This is a messenger RNA of Blepharisma stoltei, 2650 nucleotides long. NCBI's taxonomy places the organism in Eukaryota, Ciliophora, Heterotrichea, Heterotrichida, Blepharismidae. The record is from the annotation of a GenBank genome assembly.